AUGACCGCGGACUCACGGUUGGAUACAGCGCUGAGGACUCAAAUUGGAACGGCAGGAUACGCGGCUCCGGAAGUUCAGGGAUUCAUAACUCUUAAAGAUGCAGCCUAUACCUCUGCCGUGGAUAUAUGGUCACUCGGGGAAAUUGCUUUCCGCCUCAUCACUAAUCAGCCGACAUUCUCCAACAAUCGCUUGCUGUUCAACUACAUAACAACGGGAAAUUCGUUUCCGUCCAAUAUUCUAGCCCAAAGGAACUGCGGGCAGUUCAUCCAAAACGCCAUGGUGGUUUCACCAUCAAAACGGCCCACCGCAUCUCAAAUUCGCUCUUGUUCUUGGAUCUCGACAUUAACUAUACCACCGGAAUCUAGUAUACCGUCAAGCGACGGGUGA
Molecule: messenger RNA, 387 nt
Organism: Ilyonectria robusta
Lineage: Eukaryota; Fungi; Ascomycota; Sordariomycetes; Hypocreales; Nectriaceae
Product: kinase-like domain-containing protein
Exons: 2
Coding region: 1-387 (128 amino acids)
Biological process (GO): protein phosphorylation
Molecular function (GO): ATP binding; protein kinase activity
Source: RefSeq, a predicted model, not a curated record